Molecule: messenger RNA, 1351 nt
Organism: Condylostylus longicornis
Lineage: Eukaryota; Metazoa; Arthropoda; Insecta; Diptera; Dolichopodidae
Product: N(4)-(Beta-N-acetylglucosaminyl)-L-asparaginase
Exons: 2
Coding region: 265-1287 (340 amino acids)
Biological process (GO): protein deglycosylation
Cellular component (GO): lysosome
Molecular function (GO): N4-(beta-N-acetylglucosaminyl)-L-asparaginase activity
Source: RefSeq, a predicted model, not a curated record
UCAAUUCAACUUUGCAAUUUUGAAAAAUGGUUUUACUUGGUUUUGAUAAAAAUAAAGUAAUUCACAUACACUGUAUUUUGAAUUUAAAUUAUAACGCAAUAAUAUCAAAACUACAAGCUUACCCUUAUGUUAUAAGAACGCGUUACAAAAAGUGUUUUUUAUGAUAAUUUUGUUUUUAAUGCAUUAUACAAAAAAAACAUUAAGUUUUAUAAAUUUACAUAUGCAGCUAUUUAUCAACCGUGAUAUUAUUUAAAUAUUGAAACCAUGUUAGGAUUUGUACUGUUUUUGGUAUUAUCUUGCAAUGCUGCAGAGGACAAAGCAAUUCCCUUAGUGAUCAAUACCUGGAAGUUCACUGAGGCAACGGAAAGAGCAUGGGAAGUGUUAUCAGCCAGUUCUAAUGCGCUCAAUGCUUUAGUUGCGGGCUGUUCCCGAUGUGAAGAACUUCAAUGUGAUGGGACUGUUGGUCCAGGAAGCCCUGAUGAAAGUGGUGAAACAACAUUAGAUGCUUUAAUAAUGGAUGGUGAAAAUAUGAACAUAGGGGCUGUUGCUAACUUGAGGGAAAUUAAAAAUGCAAUAGGUGUGGCAAAACACGUUCUACUACAAACAGAACAUUCACUGUUAUCAGGAAGCCAAGCUACAGAUUUUGCUGUUUCUAUGGGAUUUCAAAAAGAGUCGCUAUCCACCAAUCAAUCCAAAAAAAUGUGGGAAAAUUGGCGUAAUUCGAAUUGUCAACCAAAUUUCUGGAGAAAUGUAAAGCCAAAUCCUAAAAGCGAAUGUGGUCCAUAUAGCCCCAUAAAAAGAAAUGAUAUCAAUUCUUGCGAUAAGAGAAUGAAAUAUAAUUUUAAUAACAAUAAUCACGAUACCAUUGGUAUGAUUGUAAUAGAUUCGCACAGUCAUAUAUAUGCCGGAACAUCUACAAAUGGGGCUAAAUUCAAAAUUCCCGGACGAGUUGGUGAUUCUCCAAUACCAGGAGCUGGGGCUUAUGCAGAGAAUGGAAUAGGAGCAGCAGCUGCAACUGGAGAUGGGGAUGUAAUGAUGCGAUUUCUACCAUCGUUUACAGCUGUUGAAAAUUUACGCAAUGGAAUGCAGCCAAGGGAAGCAGCAAAAAAUGCUAUUGAUAGAAUUUUAAAAUAUUAUCCUGAUUUUACUGGAGCAGUUAUAGUAGCCAGGUACACUGGAGAAUUUUCAGCAGCAUGUGCUGGAAUGAAAAAAUUUCCCUUUUCUGUACGACGAAACAAACAAACAAAUGUCCAAGUGAUAGAAAUUGAUUGUGAACUUAGUAAUUAAACAUAUUUUUGAGAGCUUAUAAUAUAGGUACAUAAAAAUAAAGUUUUAAAUUUUAAACAAAAAA